Molecule: messenger RNA, 3926 nt
Organism: Meira miltonrushii
Lineage: Eukaryota; Fungi; Basidiomycota; Exobasidiomycetes; Exobasidiales; Brachybasidiaceae
Product: MED14-domain-containing protein
Exons: 1
Coding region: 124-3771 (1215 amino acids)
Biological process (GO): regulation of transcription by RNA polymerase II
Cellular component (GO): core mediator complex; mediator complex
Molecular function (GO): transcription coregulator activity
Source: RefSeq, a predicted model, not a curated record
CACGCACACAAACACACACACACACUGAAAGCCCAACGCGGAAUUUAAAAUCGAUCUCCGUCUUUAAGCAUUUCAUCCAUCCUUAACUUGAGAAUGACAAAUGGUCAAUAGGAGGGGAACAUAAUGUCAGGUCGCGAAAAGGCAAAAGAAGCGACAACAUUCAAUGGACCUUUUAAAUUUCCUAUGACAAAUGUCAAUAAUGCAUCAAAUAAAUCAAUAAAUGGCGUAAAUGGUACGCAUGACACAGGAAAUACAAACGAUCAUUCAACAAAUACAAUCAAAUACGAUAUCCUAUUCCAACCAAAAUAUACACGAGCAUGGGAAAAAUCCAGAAAGAUUGAAUCAAACAAUGACACCAUACCAACAAGGGAAGAAUUAGACGCUCAACUUCGACCAGAAGAUGAAGGUUUAGUGCCAUUGAAUGCAAUCGCAGGAAGAAUUGUACAUUAUGCAUGGCAACUGUUUGCAAAUCAAGUAGAAAUCAAUCCUUCCAUAUCACCUCUAGAAAGACGGAAGCGGAUAUACGAUGAUGCACAUGAAGCAAGAAAGCAAUUGAUAAAGUUACUUGUUCUGACGCAGUGGUCAAAAGCCUCUCCUGAAUUACAAGUAGCACGCAACUUGAUUGCAUUCAUCAAUGAUCACAUCGCACAAUCUGAGGCUGCUCUAGACGCACUUCAAGCUACAAGAGGUGUACUGAACAAUGCAAGACUGCGGAAUUACGACUUGAAAACGGCAAUCGAAGUACUCAGCACCGGUAGUCCUCAAUCUGUACCACCAUCAGUAAAGCCGUUCUUAAACGCAGACAAGCCAUUCAGCAACGAAGAAGCUAUUGCUCUAGUGAAAGAGCUGGACGACGUACUACGACUACGACUAGCAUGCGAAGAGUUCCUAGCUACUCCACUUCUGUCUUAUACGAUCAGCGAUGGCCGUGCCUGCUUUGUUGCUUAUGGACUUUUCGAGACAGACUUGACAUUAUCAGGAUCAUCACAAGACGACCGAUGGUUCUGCCUGCGAGUCAAGUUUGAUUUUCACAUCUCCGGUGCAGGCUCCGACAAAUUCCCACGACAGCUUAAAGGACAACAACGGUUGGAUCUCUUGGACCUUGCUAAUAAUGAACUUGCGCCUCGUAGCAUCGCAGCUGUGACUGAAGCACAAGAGCAAAUCACAGAAGGUGACGAAACGGUGCAGAAUGCAGAGGGACAUGCGGCGCUCUCCAGCUCGAAAGAUACGCGGAUAGAAGAGCGAAAGGAUACACCUCUCAUUCGAUUGUACAACCUUCUUCAAUCUCAAUCCCUUCAUUAUCGACUCGACAUUCUGCAUUGGCAAGCAACACAGCUAAUCAAGCUAAGCUGGGGUCAGCGGCUAACGGUGUUCAUCGACAGCAUGCGAACGCUACAUAUCCAAUACUGGAAGAAUGCUCGAUCGUCCACCGAUAACGCAAAGGAAGAUUGGGACCCGAUCGCUCGCGCUGAAAUUUGCGUAUCAGUGAUCGAGACAGAUCCUAGACAAGGUGCAUCGGCGGUUAUCAAAUCUCUAUUUGAAAGAAGUGAUGAUCGAAUGCAGAAGCCCAUCAGUCUGCAGCUCUCAGUGGAAUGGAAUGUAAAAGGUGUCAUUAUUGACUAUCUAGGCUCACGUGAGAUAACGGUAGAUCAUCGUAACCUGGAUGCUGAGGCCAUCUUGAUCGAUGUGACGCAGAUGCAUGCAAAGGCUGCAGUAGAAGCAUUCAAGACUCGCAUCGAGGCCAGUGCGCUGAGAAGGACAAUGCGGACUGAGAAAAGGUUAAAAUCUGUGGGACCUAUAGAGGAAUAUGGUCUUUUGAUCCAUGUGAACGAAAGAUUGACAGUAGAAUUGACGAUAGACAGGAUGUCAGGACAGGUGCAAUUGGCCGAGGUGUCAGGAAUGUCGGAAGGAUUACGAGAUGAAACGUUGUCGUGCUCCGAUCUUGCUCGAAUGGCACGUACAGAUUACGUUCGGGAAGCAUGCAAAGCGAUCAACGAGCGUCCGAGGUCGAUUAUUGGUAUCUUACAACGUUUACGCUGCCAGAUCCUGAUCGAAGAUUUGGAGGAAAAAUGCAAUUUGAACGGUUUAGAGUGUUCGACACGUAUGCCACUUCGACAAAUAGAUUAUGCACAAUUGCAAGCGACACCGAAUACAUUACUGUUUAUUGCGAUGCAACAAUGUCCAACAUACUAUCUGGUUGUCCAAGUGGCAGAGGACUGUUUCCGUGUUGCGUUAAUGUGUGUGGGAACCUUUUUGGAGGAAAUGAUCACCAGUAUGCGUAUUGUGUCUUUGGAGCGUUUGGACUGGAUGUACGUCUUGAAGACGUGCCAACAAUCAAGGGAACGAUUAGGCAAGCGAAAAAGAGAUGACGACGUCAGCAACACUAUUGAUAUGCUCUCCAUGUCAGAAGACGAUUUGGCAAUCUUGCAUAGCUAUAGCGUUGCACUCGUUUCUUAUCAUAAGAUCGAAGAGCAAUUACGGUUACGGGGCGUGCCUUAUGUGCACGUUGGCGGUAUGACAAAGCAAAAAGAGAAAUCUUUCUGGUCUCAAGAUGACCAAGCAGAGUCUCCAGAUUCAGAGGACAGCGUAUCAACUAUUGUACCGUCACUUUGCAUAGAUGCACGUAUGCUUUUGGGCAAUCUGCAAGGAUCUUAUGUCAAGCGGAAUAUUCUCUUACGUCUUCGAAAUUGGAAUGACCCUGUUCGAAGUCGGGUUGAGCUGGCACUAAAAGUUACACUCAGAAGCGGUAUUGUUUCAAGAACAGAUAUUGUUGAAGGCCGAAACAAGAUUCAUUACGACACAAAAGCAGGAAUUCUAGUCUUCUCCAUCUCAGAGAUCGAAACAUACUUUGAGCAAUUCCUGACGACAUGGAGAAGAAUCGAAAAGGUACUCAACUUAUUGAAAACGUUGUGGAUUUUGGGACAAUACGAAAAGAGUGGGCGUGAGCAUCAAUUUGAUUUUCGUUUGCACUCAUUCGAUCUUGUGCAUGCCACUUUCACAUAUGAUCAAGGUUUGAUGGCAAAGAUUGGAUGGAUACAUGACCCUGCAAAAAGACGCAAUGGAUCAUUUGCAUUAGCGUUUGAUACGAUAAAGUCGGAUGAUGCGAGUGCAGAAGAGACUAGGCGGACGAAUCCCCAUGCCAUCCUACGAUUUGCGCUCGAGCAGGCUCUCAAUCGUGGUAAUGAAGCCAAGCCGAAUUUCUGGCUGUCAUUCUUGAUGCUAUUGAGAAGAACUUUGCCGCUCGCAAGACUGGUUUGUGGUUAUCCCAACGAAUGUUUGGAAUCGAUUGAGACACCAGAGUUGGGUGUGAGAUCGGCAUCGUGGAUUCAACUUACAUUCUUGGACCGAUUUAAGCUGGAUGUAAGACUGCUGACAGCAAAUCGAGUCUUGUUUGUUGAUGCAGGUCGUGCAACAUCGCAUAGACGUGGCAAAGAGGAAAAGAAAUCGAAUGUUGAAGAUGAAUUCACACUUCAUUCUUCAUCCCGGGAUGUAGAUAUGGACGAUUUAGAUGAAGCCAUUCUAGAAUGGAGCGCCAUACCCAGCUUUGAUAAGAUCAUCCAAGAACUUGCUGGUGAAAUCUUACAAAAGGGUGCAAAGAAGGAUGCAAUGCAAAUCCAAGAAUCUACCCAAGGUAGAUCAAAUUCCGUCUUGACGUUCGCGGAUGCAUUGCUCUAUCGCGGUAAUUCAGACGAGGUAGAAUGGAUUUUGAAGGAAUUGAUUAGCAAGGUACAAAAAGUGAUUUUCACGGACACAAAUUCCAUAGACGGUUGAGGAAAAGUGCUUUGAUCUUUCACUCAAUGUACAACUCUUUCACAGUAAAAAACGGCUUGCCUUUUUGUGCAUACCAAAGCCAUGUAUUUUUAGACAUUCACACAUCAUACUCUUUCGAGUGCAUCAAAAUGGUAUGAUUCUAAAAGGAUUUUACA